AUGAAAAGGAAGGCACCAUUCAUUGGUGUGAACAAGUGGUCUGCCAUUGAUUCUUCUGUGAAGGAUUCAAUCAUUGCUGAUGUCAUUGCUAAGUGGGAUUUGGAGGACACAUAUUCUACGAAGGGAAAAAUACUAACAAUUGCUAGAGAGCGCUACAGAGGAUGGCGGUCAACUUUGCAUUUAACAUACAAAGCAUACAGUACUGAUGCUCAAAGAAGGGCCAAUAAACCCAAGGAUGUAACUCCAGAGGAGUGGGAUUAUAUGAUCAAUUAUUUUGGCACUGAUUUAAAAUUCCAGGUUACUUCUGUGUACAUUACUAGGUGUAGUAAGUAA
Triticum turgidum subsp. durum (durum wheat) is the source of this 333-nucleotide messenger RNA. The record is from the annotation of a GenBank genome assembly. NCBI's taxonomy places the organism in Eukaryota, Viridiplantae, Streptophyta, Magnoliopsida, Poales, Poaceae.